AUGCGGUCCACCUUCCUCCCACCAACCCUCCUGCUGCUCGCCGCCACAACCACAACCAACGCCUUCCUCCUCCCAGACUUCCAACCCUUCCUCUCCGCCCUCCCCAUAACCCUACAAGACUACCUCCCCUUCUCCCUCAUCGACACAAACGCAACCUACCAAGACGACCUCCGCAAGCGCCAACAAACCAGCAACGCCUGCCCCACACUGUUCAAGUCCUGCGCCAACCUCGGCGCGCCCCAACUCUGCUGCGCCUCCGGCGCCGUCUGCUCGGCCGACUUCGCCGGGCACGUCGCCUGCUGUCCCUCCGGCGCCGCGUGCUCGGGCACGAUCUCCGGCGUGAUUACCGCGGGGACGGUGGCGAGUGACGGGAGUUUGAUUGGAGGAGCGGCGGCGACGACGGGAGGCCUGGCGAGUGCGAGUACCACAACGCCGUUUCAGACGGCGGCUACCACGACGGGGACGAGCACGGGUGGGAAUGGACUUGUGAUUGCGACGACGGGGAGUACGGUGGGGACGACGGCGGGCACGACGGGUGGAGGGUUUAUAUUGGCGGGUUCGAGUACGGUUGCGACGCCUGGGAGUGGAGUUAGAAGGGCGGAGGUGCCGGUUGUGGUGAAGGUGAUGCUGAGGGCGCUGGAGUAUCUGCCUAUAUGA
Messenger RNA from Baudoinia panamericana UAMH 10762, 657 nucleotides. RefSeq lists its product as uncharacterized. Lineage: Eukaryota; Fungi; Ascomycota; Dothideomycetes; Mycosphaerellales; Teratosphaeriaceae. The record is from RefSeq and is a predicted model, not a curated record. The coding region runs from base 1 to 657 and encodes 218 amino acids. The transcript has a single exon.